Anopheles nili is the source of this 926-nucleotide messenger RNA. RefSeq names its product 60S ribosomal protein L7a (gene RpL7A). Bases 26 to 841 code for a protein of 271 amino acids. Gene Ontology annotation, cellular component: ribonucleoprotein complex. NCBI's taxonomy places the organism in Eukaryota, Metazoa, Arthropoda, Insecta, Diptera, Culicidae. The transcript has 2 exons. The record is from RefSeq and is a predicted model, not a curated record. Gene Ontology annotation, biological process: ribosome biogenesis.
AUUGCAAGAAGAGGUCCCAUCCAUCAUGGUUACUAAGAAGCCAAUUAAGAAGAAGGUGGUGCCCAAGCCUAAGGUCGCCCCAGCCCCGCUGGCUAAACCGAAAAAAGUUGAGGUUAAGAAAGUGGUCAACCCCCUGUUCGAGAAACGUGUUAAGAACUACGGUAUCGGCCAGAAUGUGCAGCCCAAGCGUGAUCUGAGCCGUUUCGUGCGCUGGCCGAAAUACAUUCGUAUCCAGCGGCACAAGGCCAUUCUUCAGAAGCGUCUGAAGAUUCCGCCGCCGAUUAACCAGUUCUCGCAAACCCUGGACAGACCCACUGCCCAGCAGGUGGUGAAGCUACUGGAGAAGUACCGCCCGGAGAACCCGAUCGCCAAGGUCCAGCGUCUGAAGGCGAAGGCUGAAGCCAAGGCUGCAGGCAAGGAGGAUGCUCCCUCGAAGAAGCCCAACCAACUGCGCCAGGGUGUGAACACCGUCGUGAAGAUGGUCGAGCAAAAGAAGGCCCAGCUGGUCGUGAUCGCUCACGACGUCGAUCCGAUCGAGCUGGUCGUGUACCUGCCCGCCCUCUGCCGCAAAAUGGGCGUGCCGUACUGCAUCAUCAAGGGCAAGUCGCGCCUCGGAACGCUCGUAUACCGUAAGACCUGCACCUGUGUCGCCCUCGUCCAGGUGGAGAACUCGGACAAGCCGAACCUGGCCAAGCUGGUUGAGACGAUCAAGACGAACUUCAACGAUCGCUACGAUGAUAUCCGUCGCCACUGGGGCGGUGGUCUACUUGGACCCAAGAGCAUGGCCCGCUUGGCUAAGAUCGAGAAGGCCAAAAAGCGUGAGAUGCUGCAGAAGAACUAGAGUGUUGGCAGGCGUAUAUGAGGGUCGAUUCUGUUUCGCGCUAUAUGCUCGGAUUCGAUAAUAAAUUAAGUUUUCGAACCAUCGA